CUAUCCCCCCUACCAGAGAGAGAAGGACCAGAGCUAGCCAGGAACCCAGUUUCAGCAGUCUGCCCGUCCCCGGCACGGGGAAGACUGGGGCGCAUUGUCGGGGGUACCCCGGCGGGGGCGGGGCCCUGGGGCUGGCAGAGCAGCCUCCGGUGGAAGGGGAGGCACUUCUGCGGAGGCUCCAUCAUCUCCCCGCGCUGGGUCAUCACCGCGGCGCACUGCUUGGUGCAUUCCAACAUGCUCGAGCCAUCCAACUGGGAGGUUGUGGUGGGAUCAUUGCGAUUGCUGGACUCCCAGGGUCAGCGGUACCGUGUGGGGAGGGUGAUCUACCACCCCCUGUUCAACUCCAGUGGGGACUACGACCUCGGCCUUCUGAGCAUGCUCACAGACAUCCAGCUGAUAGGGGGAGUGCGGCCUGUUUGUCUGCCCAGUCCCAGCGCGUCCUUCCCUCCUGAAACAAGGUGCUGGAUUACAGGCUGGGGGUAUACCAGAGAGAACGGGCUGCUGUCCGACGAGCUCCAACAGGCGUGCGUUCAGAUCAUAUCCCCAGCCACGUGCUCCCAUCGGAAUGUCUACGGAGGCCUCCUAACUCCCCGGAUGUUUUGUGCUGGUUUCAUGAAGGGAGGAGUCGACUCGUGUAAGGGCGACAGCGGGGGUCCACUGGUCUGUGAGACCGGUCCCGGGGACUGGAGGCUCGUGGGCGUGGUGAGCUGGGGGCACGGCUGCGGCCGCAACGGUAAACCGGGAGUGUACACCAGCGUGACCUCGCUGGUCAACUGGAUCUACCGUGAAACCCAGAUGGACAAACCUGCCGAGCUUCAAGAAUAAAGAGCCAACACAUUGAUUUCCUGACGUUUAAAACACUCUGCAAAUAAAAACAGAGAUAACAAAUGUGUUUGGCCUCUGUGUUAUUUUGAGUGAGCUUAAUUUAAUGUUCAUGUUUUAUCUAAAAGCUUAA
Gadus chalcogrammus (walleye pollock) is the source of this 955-nucleotide messenger RNA. RefSeq names its product transmembrane protease serine 3-like. The transcript is spliced from 7 exons. Bases 235 to 825 code for a protein of 196 amino acids. Lineage: Eukaryota; Metazoa; Chordata; Actinopteri; Gadiformes; Gadidae. The record is from RefSeq and is a predicted model, not a curated record. Gene Ontology annotation, biological process: proteolysis. Gene Ontology annotation, molecular function: serine-type endopeptidase activity.